ACCUCGUUCAAUUUCAUACUUGGUGCGUGACCAUGGGCGGCAAGCCGACGAAGGAGAAGCAUAUCGUGGUCGAGGAGGUCUUGCACCGCGACUUUACGUACGGCACGGCCGCGUCCGACUGCGUCCAGCACUACAUGCCACCCAACUUUCCCAUGCGCCCGAUCCUCAACACGGCGUACCUCCUCGACUGCAGCAAGAGCUGGAAGCUCAUUGUGACGGCGAAUACGGACCGCAUGCGGCAAUAUGGCAAGUCAGGUAUCGUGCUCUUCUACGACGAGUUCUUCUUCCGGCUCUUCCAACGCGACUUUACGCUCGAAGAAGUCUUCCCCGACAUUGGCAAGCGUGGCGAAGUUCUCGUCAAGGCCAUGACCUUCAUGCUCAAGAGCUCGGCCGAGAACCCGAAGCAGAUCGUCAACAAGUGCCAUUACCUUGGCCACCGCCACCGCAGCUUUGGCGGCGUCCGGCCGCACCACUGGGCGCAGUACACGAGCACGGUCAUUGAGGUCAUCAUGUACUGGCUCGGCGAGUACGCGUCGCCAGACGUUGGCGCUGCGUGGUCCAACAUUGUGGGCUUCUUCCUCAUGCACAUCCUCGAGUCGUUCUUGAACGACAAGGUUGACCCGUUCGAGAGCUACCAGAACUCGAUCAUUAGCGCCGUCCAAGAAAUCACCGCGUCCCACGACGAAGAGUCCGAGCGCACGUCGGCGAGAGCCGACCCACAAAACGCCGGCAUGAGUGGUCCAAGCCUCACCUAGCUCGGUGGAAUCCAAUACUCUCUUCAAAACUAUAUACUCGUUCAAGUUGAAGUGGAAAAACUGUACACUCGUACAUUAUCGAUC
Messenger RNA from Saprolegnia parasitica CBS 223.65, 839 nucleotides. RefSeq lists its product as hypothetical. Bases 33 to 755 code for a protein of 240 amino acids. The record is from RefSeq and is a predicted model, not a curated record. Lineage: Eukaryota; Oomycota; Saprolegniomycetes; Saprolegniales; Saprolegniaceae. The transcript has a single exon. Gene Ontology annotation, molecular function: heme binding; oxygen binding.